This is a messenger RNA of Anopheles darlingi, 1349 nucleotides long. RefSeq names its product pheromone-binding protein-related protein 6-like. The transcript has 3 exons. Gene Ontology annotation, molecular function: odorant binding. Gene Ontology annotation, biological process: sensory perception of smell. The record is from RefSeq and is a predicted model, not a curated record. Bases 549 to 1037 code for a protein of 162 amino acids. NCBI's taxonomy places the organism in Eukaryota, Metazoa, Arthropoda, Insecta, Diptera, Culicidae.
UUAAAGUCGCGUUCGCGUCGAGUGCCGCUUGUGACCGUUGACUGCCGUUGCAUUACGGAUCCAAACAAAUGCUGCUGCCACUCUCCGGGUUGUGUAAGGAGGGCAUUCUUUUGUAGCUUUUAGUGCCAACAGCCACCCCGUCUUUGGAGUUUCGGCGGUCUUAACGGUGCAGCAGCAGCAGCAGGUGCACAUUGUAGAGCGAUUGUGUUCCUUCCACUUCGGAGCCUGCUUCACCAACACGUGUUUCCCUUAGUGCUACGUUGGUGUACUCGUUUUUAAUUAUUACGUCCCUCCGCUCGGCUCGGCUCGGCUCUGCCCUGCAUAUAAUCAUAAACAGUGAAUUGAACAGGAAGGAAGGUAGGUCCUGUAGGAAAUUAAAAAGGAUACCCUGCAGCCCUCUGUGGCCACACAAAAGCAAGUGCAAGAGCAAGGAACCUUUGCGGAAAAGAAAGGUGCGCUGAAAGGAGAGAGAAAAACGGAAAAGCCAUCGCGACCGGUUCCUGAUUCCAGGGGAAAACCCACCAGAACCAGGGCUAAGAGUGGUCAGAAUGUGUGGUAGCGUGAAAAAACUUUUCCCGGAUUGGUCGCCGUCGCAGCAGCAGCUGCUGCUGCUGCUAGUGGUACUGCUGGCCAUCCUCUACCAGGCACCUCAAGCAAACUGCGAUGAACCGAGGCGAGAUGCCAACUAUCCACCGCCGGAGUUGCUGGAGCGGAUGCGACCGAUGCAUGAUGCGUGUGUCGCCGAAUCGGGCGCCUCCGAAGAGGCCAUUAAGCGCUUCAGCGAUCAGGAGGUGCACGAGGACGAGGCGCUCAAGUGCUACAUGAACUGUCUCUUCCACAAGGCCGGCGUGGUGGACGAUAAGGGCGAGUUCCACUACGUAAAAAUCCAGGACUUUCUGCCCGAAUCGAUGCACCUCAUCACGCUUAACUGGUUCAAGCGAUGCCUGUACCCGGUGGGCGACACCCAGUGCGAGAAGGCUUUCUGGCUCAACAAGUGCUGGAAGGAGAAGGAUCCGGUCCACUACUUUCUGCCGUGAGGUGCGUGGUGCUUCGGUUUUCUUCCUUCCCCGGUCAAGCCCUCUGGUAUCGUUAUCGCUAGACCGUGAACUCGCGCUUUCCACCGGGAAUCAAUCAUUCGGGAUCGGUCAAACACAAUCGCUGAUGAAAAAUCCGAUCUUGUCCAAGUAUAAACGUUCUUCCAAGUCUUCAUCAAUCGUUUUCAUCGUGUGCCAAUUGAUUGUAAUGGGAACACUGAUAGUAAUUUAGUAAUCCACACAGUGCUACCCUUCCAAGGGUAUCCCUACCAGCGAGCACGGUCUAUGAAUAAAUUUAAAUGAAGCAAUAAAAAC